UGCAGCGCUGUUGUGAUCAAAAGAGUGAUUAUAAAAUUCGUGCGUGUCGGUAGAAGAAAAAUUCACCAUGACGACUCAGAAGACUAUGCUGUAUUUGACGAUACUGGUCGUUGCCGUGUUCGCCACGGAAGUAAACUCUUUAUGGGGUUCCGACAAUAACGGAAACAAGUCCCAUAAUCUGAUAGUUGGAUUCCGAAUGCCUGGCGACAGGCUCGUCCUGAGACAAAAUGUGAUCAAGAAUUCGGCCUGGAUGAGGAUCGUCGUCGAGGAGAAGACCUUCAACACUUCGAUGUACGAUCGUAUCACCUCGGUUCAAGCUCUCGACCAGAAGACCAAUGGCAACGGUGCGUACGCUAGCCUAACCGCUGGUGGUCCAGGAUAUUCCUCCGUCAGCCUUAGAUUCAAGAGUCAAAGGAGCCAUGGAAUCAACUUCGUCGUCGAAUUGUACGCGCGAAAUUAAUCCACGCAAUUUGAAAUUUGUCAAAUCCGCUUAUUAACGAUUUGUCGUCUAAGAGAACCAAGUUUCCUGAUAAUUUAUUUGCACAACUUUUAACUCGUAACUUCACUUUACGCAAUGUUAAAAGAACAAUAAAGCUUUGGAAAUUCUUGUGUCGAUCGAAUCGAUUGUUACUACCAUGAAAGCGUCUAGCUUUCAAAUUUCAUCCGCUCAUUGUAAUUUUCCAGAAGUAAACUUAAAAAUGUAUCAUUCCCCUUCGUAACAUGAAUCAUGCCCUAAUUAAUUUAUUUCGAUAACUUUUAAUUUGUAACUUGUGUUAAGAAAAACAACGAUGUUUCUUAACGUUAUUCGGUAAAAAGUGUGAAAAUUACAAACCACCUCACCGAUAGAGAAAUAAACUUUUUCAAAUAUUCCAA
This is a messenger RNA of Colletes gigas, 873 nucleotides long. RefSeq names its product probable salivary secreted peptide. The record is from RefSeq and is a predicted model, not a curated record. The transcript has a single exon. NCBI's taxonomy places the organism in Eukaryota, Metazoa, Arthropoda, Insecta, Hymenoptera, Colletidae. Bases 68 to 460 code for a protein of 130 amino acids.